This is a messenger RNA of Candidozyma haemuli, 1074 nucleotides long. RefSeq lists its product as uncharacterized. The transcript has a single exon. The record is from RefSeq and is a predicted model, not a curated record. The coding region runs from base 1 to 1074 and encodes 357 amino acids. NCBI's taxonomy places the organism in Eukaryota, Fungi, Ascomycota, Pichiomycetes, Serinales, Metschnikowiaceae.
AUGUCUUCCAAAGAACAAUCGGCCUUGGAGGUCUACAUCAGAUUUAAUGACGACCUUGAGAAGGAUUACUGUUUCCAAGUGUCCACUGAAACCAGAUUCAGGGACUUGUACCGUAUUUUCGACGGUUUGCCUAUUUCGCUAAGACCCAACUUGUUCUAUUCAUUGAGACCUUUGACUUUCCAGGUUUCUACGGCUCCUGGCUACUUGACUGAGGAUGGUGCUCUUCUCUUCUCGUAUGAGACUUCCCAGCCAAGAUUCCGCAAGAACAUCAACUUGGAGGACCGUAUUGCCCAGCACUGCUGGCCAGGUCAGUUGAUCAUUCCAGUGUGGGAGUUCCUUUCUUUCAGAUUCUACCUUUUUGUGACCACUUUGAUUGUCUGGCUUUACACUGACUUGCCUGACUUUAUUUCCCCAACCCCAGGUAUCUGUUUGACCAACCAUGUGUCCAACAUGAUUGCCUACUUUGCUACUCGUUUCGGUUACGGCCACAUUGCCGACAUUGUGAUUAAGGAUGUCCAGGAGCCAGUUGCAAUUGGUGGCCAAUGUGUCUUUUUCGCUUUCCACCUUGUCAAGGUGCUUACCAUUUUCUUUGUUGUGCACAUCGGUCUUUUCAACCCUAGAAAAUUCAGAUACUCCAAUGACACUGAGAUCACCAAGGAGAAAUUGCUUGACCUUGGCUGGACUGGUUCAAGACGUGCUACUGCUGACGAGUACGCUGAGUCCUACAGAGAGUACAAGAUCAACGAGCACGGCGGUAUGGUGCCUGCUCACCAAGCUGGUAUCUUCAACAAGUUGAAGAAGUUGGGCGUCUGGCUUGGUGAAGGUGAGGGCUACGACACUCCUGUGUCCAAGGACAACAAGCUCUCUGAUAUCACUGAGGACAAGUUCGUGUUGAGUUACGACUUGUUCAUUAAGCUCGGUGAGGUUUUCGAGAACCACAUCACUGGUAAGGGUGCUGAGGAGUUGAACGCCAGCAUCAAGCAGUUCCGUCGUUUCGGUUUAAUGCACAGUGACGAGGAGCUCCAAGAAUUAGUCGAGAAGAGAAAGAAGGGUGGCGACAAGCGUUUGGACUAG